Eufriesea mexicana is the source of this 1233-nucleotide messenger RNA. RefSeq names its product zinc finger protein 454. NCBI's taxonomy places the organism in Eukaryota, Metazoa, Arthropoda, Insecta, Hymenoptera, Apidae. The record is from RefSeq and is a predicted model, not a curated record. The transcript has 2 exons. Gene Ontology annotation, cellular component: nucleus. Gene Ontology annotation, biological process: regulation of transcription by RNA polymerase II. Gene Ontology annotation, molecular function: DNA-binding transcription factor activity, RNA polymerase II-specific; RNA polymerase II transcription regulatory region sequence-specific DNA binding. Bases 1 to 1233 code for a protein of 410 amino acids.
AUGAGUGAUAUGUGUAUUCCACUUAGAGAAGAGCCUGUCCCAGAUCCAGCACGAAAUUCGUCUUACUGUUUGACAGUGGUCGACUCGCAGAGGCACGAGGGUGACAAAGCACCGAGAAGAAGAUCGGAACAAAUCCUAUCAUCGAAUCUCGUGGAUACGGAACCAGAAGAUCCUCUGAACGAAUCACACCGAUGCAAUUCCCUCAUCGAGUCAGACCACGACUCGGAAAAUUUACAGAACAGUAGGAAAAAGUUUAAAAUAUUGGAAGCAGAGUUUGAAACCGGUUCAGCGAAGAUAGAAGUCGACUUGACCAUUCUAAAGAAAGACGAAGUCGAGGUGGAUCAAGUUUUGGAUAAGAUUAGAAACACUUGCCCCUUCUGCGAGAAACGUUUCGACAACGCGAAGAAGGUAGAGAAUCACGUGACCUACGUGCACCGAAAACCCUAUAAAUGCGACAUGUGCAAAAGAGCGUGUCACACUGCUCGAGCGUUGGAAGAGCACAAGAUGAUCCAUCGACCGGAUUACUUCUUCGAGUGCGAGAUCUGUCGCGUGAAGUAUAAAAGCGAGGACAGUCUGAAGAGACACAACAUGCGUACUCACAGCGACUACGAGUCGAAGUACGUGUGCGAACACUGUGGUCGCAGCUACAAGCUGAAGAUCGACCUGACGCAUCACAUGAAGAGGGCUCACGUCUCGGAGUUGCAGAUCUGUCGAUUUUGCGGCAAAGAGGUGAAAGACGUGAAGGGCCACGAGUGGAGACACCAGAAACGCAACAAAGAAGUGAAAUACGAGCACUCUUGUCAUUUAUGUCGCAAGAAGUUCCAUCAUAGGAGCAGACUGGACAAUCAUUUGAGACUCCACGAGAAAGGCUUCAAGUGCGAGGAGUGUGGCAAAGAAUAUCGAGGAACUCGUGAACUGAUGAGUCACAAGAGGUUCAAGCAUGGCCAGGCCAAGAUUCUCACCUGUAUACUGUGUCAAAAAGCCUUCCCUUCCAACAGCAACUUUUAUCAACACGUGUUAACGCACGCUGGUAUCAGACCGUAUAAGUGUGACGUUUGCGAAGAGGAUUUCACGCAACGUUCCAGUCUUCUAAGACACAGGAGACAUCAUCCUGGACCACUUCCGCCGUUGCACUCCACUCAUCCUCAGAUCGCUGAGUUGGCUAGAAGUUAUCUGCAGAAGCUACAGAGUGACCAGAUCGACAAAAGCUGCGUGUUGAACGCGAAAUUAUGA